CAACAUGCGAGCCUCCUUACUCUUCCUUAGCGUUACGGCUGUUCUGGCCAGCCCGACACCCCCCAACUAUGUCGUUCAUGAACGGCGAGACGUAUUGCCUAAUGACUGGAUAGAGGAAAGACGGCUCGAUGAGGGGACCCUGCUGCCCAUGCGGAUCGGACUGACCCAGUCCAACUUGGAUCGUGGCCACGACCUGCUGAUGGAGGUGUCUCAUCCGCACUCUUCCCGCUACGGACAGCACCUCUCGACGGAGGAAGUGCAUGAUCUGUUUGCCCCGUCCAGAGAUACCGUCGAGACUGUUCGAUCCUGGCUCGAGUCGGCCGGAAUACCUCCCAGUCGUAUCUCGCAGUCCUACAACAAGCAAUGGCUGCAGUUCGACGCCAAUGCAGUUGAGGUCGAGCAACUCCUGCAGACGGAAUACUACAUCUAUGAGCACACCGACACAGGACGCUCUCAUGUGACCUGCCAUGAAUACUACGUCCCCGAGUCCAUUCAGGAACACAUCGACUACAUCACGCCGGGUGUGAAGAUGCUAGAACUGCGCGGCACGCGCUCCAAGAAGAGAAGUGCCAAGAAACGGUCCUUUGGCGGCUUGCCUCCAAUCCUGGGGGCACUGCCAAUUGCUAUAUCCAAGCUUUUUGAAAACCCACUGGCUUACUGUGAUUUGGCUGUGACUCCGGAGUGCAUCCGAGCCAUGUACAACAUCACCAAGGGAACCACCGCUACCGAGGGCAACGAAUUGGGCAUUUUUGAGGAUCUAGGAGAUGUAUACAGCCAGGAAGACCUCGACCUCUUCUUCUCAGCUCUCGCCAGCGACAUCCCUCAAGGCACUCACCCCAUCCUCGAGGCCAUCGAUGGCGCUGUAGCCCCGACGGAUGUCAACACCGCUGGAGCCGAGUCGGAUCUCGACUUCGAGAUCUCAUACCCGAUCAUCUGGCCGCAGAACAGCGUCCUAUUCCAAACUGACGACCCCGUCUACGAAAAUGACUACAGCUACUUGGGCUUCCUCAACAACUUCCUCUAUGCCAUCGACGGCUCCUACUGCAACGAUACCUCCUCCCUGGAUCCUCCCUACCCGGAUCCAGCUCCAGGCGGCUACAAAGGCCAAAAGCAAUGCGGCGUCUACAAACCCACUAACGUGAUCUCGAUCUCCUAUGGCGCCUCUGAAGCUGACCUCCCAGUCGCCUACCAACGCCGCCAAUGCCAGGAAUUCCUGAAACUCGGCCUGCAGGGUGUUUCCGUGAUUAUCGCUUCCGGUGACUCGGGCGUCUCCGCAAGUGACGAUACCUGCCUUGGCAACGAUGGGGACGUCUUCGUCCCGGAAUUCCCAGCGACUUGCCCCUACCUCACAGCAGUAGGAGGCACCUAUCUACCCCUAGGGGCCUCUGCCAGCGGAGACCAAGAAAUUGCCGUCACGCGGUUCCCCUCUGGUGGUGGCUUCAGCAACAUAUACGCCCGCCCCUCGUACCAAAACCAAUCGGUUGAAACGUACUUCUCGAGAGCAGACCUUGAUUACCCCUACUACGAAAGCGUCAACAACAACAGCUUCAAUGCCAACGGCGGAAUCUACAACCGCAUCGGUCGCGGAUACCCUGAUAUCUCCGCCAUCGCAGACAACGUGGUCGUCUACAACAAGGGCGAGUCGACUUUAAUUGGAGGGACGAGUGCGGCUGCGCCUGCAUUUGGGGCCAUGUUGACACGCAUUAACGAGGAGAGAUUGGCUGCGAAUAAGUCAACGGUGGGAUACGUCAAUCCAGUUCUGUAUGAGCAUCCCGAGGCGUUCCAUGACAUUACCGUUGGUUCAAACCCAGGAUGCGGCACCGAUGGGUUCCCGGUUGAGAAGGGAUGGGAUCCAGUGACGGGGUUAGGAACACCGAGGUAUUGGGAUUUGUUGCAGGUGUUUAUGGCGUUGGACUAGAUAAGCAUAGCUAGCUAUUGAUGUCGAC
Messenger RNA from Aspergillus sclerotioniger CBS 115572, 1946 nucleotides. Its product is annotated as S53 family peptidase. The coding region runs from base 5 to 1918 and encodes 637 amino acids. The transcript has 5 exons. The record is from RefSeq and is a predicted model, not a curated record. Gene Ontology annotation, molecular function: serine-type endopeptidase activity; tripeptidyl-peptidase activity. Gene Ontology annotation, biological process: proteolysis. NCBI's taxonomy places the organism in Eukaryota, Fungi, Ascomycota, Eurotiomycetes, Eurotiales, Aspergillaceae.